CGAAUCGACAUUACAGUCUAGUGGUGGCAAUUCAUGUUGAAAAACAAAUUGCAAUCUAAGAUUAUUUAGCCGCUAAACUUGCUCACCAACUAGAUCAGUCGUGAUCAAGAUUUGUUCGGUUUAAAAUCAUUUCAAUCAUUUUUUUGAAAAAAAAACUUUUCAUAAAUACUUCAACACAAUGGCCCAUUAUGGUAUUCAAGCUGCUGUUACAGCCAAAACUGCCUCCAAACGAUCUCCAAAUGUUGAACAAGCUUUACUCACCUGGGUAUUUGAGAAUAUUGAUGAAAAAGUACCGGAAGGUGUUUCAUAUGAAGAAACAUUGAAAGAUGGUGUCGUUUUGUGUAAAUUGAUGAACAAAAUCAAACCAGGAGCCAUCGAUAAGUUUGCUUCCGGUGGUAGUGCCUAUAUUCUCAUGGAGAAUAUCAAUAAAUUGAAAGCUGCACAAGAUUAUGGUGUUCCACAUGAUCAAUUGUUUCGAACGGUUGAUCUAUUUGAAAAAAAGAAUAUACCCGAAGUGACGGCCGGUAUUAUUAAUUUGGCUCGUGUUGCUUGCAAUAAACCAGAUUACAAAGGCACACAAUUGGAAAAAUGGGUGUUUGCCAACAACUAAAAAAAAAAAAAAAAAUAAUUCGAAUUCAUUAUCCAUAAAAUCACAAACACCACCAAAAUGAUCCCAGCCACUACCACCACCACCAACAUAAUGGAAACAUUCAUCCGGUACUCGAUCCCUUUGUCCUUUCCUCAUAUAUUAUUGUCAUCUCGACAAAUCAAACGAAAAAAAAAAUAAUUUAUAUUUUCAAUCUUAAUAUACUUUUAUUAUUAUUAUUAUUUUUAUGCAUUCAAUUUCAUGCAAACUGAUAAUCAAGAAUUCGAGAAUAAAGAAAAUCUUUGUUGGUAA
Molecule: messenger RNA, 898 nt
Organism: Dermatophagoides farinae (American house dust mite)
Lineage: Eukaryota; Metazoa; Arthropoda; Arachnida; Sarcoptiformes; Pyroglyphidae
Product: muscle-specific protein 20-like
Biological process (GO): actin filament organization
Cellular component (GO): actin cytoskeleton
Molecular function (GO): actin filament binding
Source: RefSeq, a predicted model, not a curated record